Messenger RNA from Musca domestica (house fly), 829 nucleotides. RefSeq names its product transmembrane protein 234 homolog. The record is from RefSeq and is a predicted model, not a curated record. The transcript has 4 exons. The coding region runs from base 258 to 668 and encodes 136 amino acids. NCBI's taxonomy places the organism in Eukaryota, Metazoa, Arthropoda, Insecta, Diptera, Muscidae.
AUACGCUGCAAUUGAAGAAGCCCUCAAUGAAUUCACAAUGACUUCUACAACGAAGAUAAGAAGGUAAACAAUUCAUAGGAAUUAGAAAAAUGAUCUAUUUCUUCAAGCGUCUUUUUCCUGCCUAAACAAGUUUCCAGUGCCUCUUAAUGCUCCAUCACAUAAAUUCAAAGCCAAACAAUUCACAAUAACGGCCAAGAAACAUUAGAAUUCCCAGUUCAAGACAGUAAUUUGAAGUUGGAAAAGUGGACGUUUCUACAAUGUUCAACAUUCUUUGUUUAAUUUGUGUUGGAAUACUUUGGGGUUGUACGAAUCCAUUCAUUCGCCGUGGAAGUGAAGGCAUCGAGCAAAUAAAUACAGGGUCAUCUUCCAAAAAUCUUUGGCUAGAAUUGAAAACUAUUGCAUUACGUCUAAAAUAUUGGAUACCUUUUGGUCUAAAUCAAUUGGGUAGUGUCGUUUAUGUUUGGACUUUGCAGUUUUGUGAGAUAAUUAUUGCAGUUCCUGUGGCCAAUUCAUUGACAUUUGCUUUUACUGCCAUAACGGGCUAUUUGCUGGGUGAAAAGAUACCUGGAAGAAAUGUUAUAGUUGGAACACUUUUGGUGUGCAUGGGUUCAUCCAUUAUGUUGUAUGAUCAAGCAUUGAGAGAACAGACUGUGGUUGACACUCCCUAAUCGGGAAGUUUCAAAUCUAAUUCAAUAAAACCUUACCAAAUAUACACCGAAAAAUCCUAAUUGGUUAGAAGAUCGGAAAAGGUAAAUCAACUCAUCAGUAAUAAUUUAUGGAAACAAUGGAUAAAAAAUUAAUUGGGCAAUAACUUGAGAUUUCAAAUAAA